Messenger RNA from Ostreobium quekettii, 1497 nucleotides. Lineage: Eukaryota; Viridiplantae; Chlorophyta; Ulvophyceae; Bryopsidales; Ostreobiaceae. The record is from the annotation of a GenBank genome assembly.
AUGGCCGCAGUCCCUCCCCCCGGCCCCCCUCCCCCUUGCCUUUGUCCCACUGCGCCCCCCAGUGAAGUCGCCCCCGCUGCGCCGCAGGGCCUGGACACCCUGCUCGUCGUCAUCCGCCAGUACAAGGCCGUUCACGAUCUGGUCAAGCACAACAAGGCCGCCCUGGAGCUGCUACGCGAGAGUGUGGACCUCCUGGAGUCCUGUCUGAUGGGCGCGGCGCGCGGGCGGCUGCCGAUCGGCGCCGAGUGUCUCGAGGGCCUCGAGCCGAUCCUGUGGGAGUGCGUGGAACUGGUGCGGCGCCACACGCGCGCGGACGGCGGCUCCCUGAUGAACCGGAUGCGGGAGUACCUGAGGGCGGCGCUGGGCUCGGCCACCGUGGCGGGGGAGGUGGAGGGUUUAUUGAAACGUCUGCACAGGCACUCGCACCAUCUGCGCGGCGCGCUUGGGCUUGAGAAUCUCGCCCAGAUGAGCGAGAUGCCCACUCGGCUGCCAGAGGCGAUGGUGCAGAAGGACGAGCGGCACAAGCAGUUCUUCUUCCAGCAGGAGUUGGCCCAGGCGGGGGGGGCCCAAUCGGCGGGGAUGGAGGGGAUGGUGGCCGGCGCGUCCGCGGCGAGGGCGGGGUGGGCGGUGCGAGGGGAGGAGAUCGAGUGGGACGCCUGCGAGGCGCGGCGGCAGAAAGUAGGGGAGGGGGGCAUGGGGGCGCUCUACAAAGCCAGAUGGAAGGAGCAGGACGUGGCCGUGCGAGUGCUGCCAGAGGGGGACGUGAUGGAGGAGCCGGAGGUGGCCGCCGAGUUCUUCGGCGACGUGGAUUUUUUCACGAAGUUGUCGCACAAGAACGUGGCGCGGCUGCACGGCGUGCGCGCCAGCCAGCCCUACCUGAUGGUCAUGGAGCUGGCGGCCUGCGGCAACCUGCACUCGCUGCACCACGGCGACCACGCGCCGUGCCUGUCAUGGCUUGCGCGGGCGGAGAUGCUGAUGGACGGCGCGCGGGGGCUGGCGCACCUCCACUCCCUCCGCCUCUCCCAUAAAAACCUCAAAUCAGAGGACAUGCUGGUCUUCCCGGACAGGGCCUCGAUCAGCGGCUACGCUAUCAAGGUCUCAGACUUCGGCAUGGCCACCACGAAGACCAAGACGCGCCAACUGACCCGAUUCGCCGGCGCCGCGAACGGCGGCCAGCCGCUGCCACCCCCCGAGUACUGCGAGGGCUUCACCCACGGGCUGAAGUCCGACAUCUUUUCGUUCGGCGUUGUUAUGUACGAGCUGGCGGGCAGGCGGCCGCCCACAUCCACCAGGUACCGCCGGCGCAGCGUGGACGUGGACGACGCCCUGUCGCUGGAGAGGUACUUCCGGGUGCCGCCGGAGUGCCCCGGGCGGCUGAGGGCGCUCAUGGCGAGGUGCUGCGUGACCAACCCCUACGACCGGCCGGGCAUGGGGGAGGUGGCGCGGGAGCUGGAGGGGUUGGUGGGGAGCCUAGCCACCAAGGCCGUCGAGGACUGA